ACAAGUGUUCUUCUAUUUGUAGUGCUGAGUAAAUAUUGUCAUGACAAGUGAAAAAGCUGCCAACCCACUGGAACCAUUCCUCCUCCUGUUGAAAGAUGCUAAGCAUGCUGGUGCUGCCAGUAUAAUUAACCAGGCACUGAGCUCCCCGAAUGUGUACGUCUUUGGGGAGCUUUUACAGUUGCCAAAUGUUCAAGAACUAGCCACUGGGCCUCAUGCAUCUGUGUUUCAACUCCUCAAUGUCUUUGCCUAUGGAACUUAUAAAGACUACAAAGCAAGUACUGCACAGUUACCUGAUCUUUCACCAGCACAGUUGACUAAAUUACGACACUUAACAGUAGUUUCGCUUGCAACUAGAAGUAAAUGUAUUCCAUAUUCUGUUUUACUAGAAGAAUUAGCAAUGGAAAAUGUGAGGAAUCUUGAGGAUCUCAUAAUUGAGGUGAUAUAUGCAGAUAUAAUUCAUGGCAAGCUGGAUCAGAAGAAACAGCAGCUAGAAGUAGAUUACGCUCUAGGUCGAGAUAUUCAUGAUAAUGUACUGACAGAAGUGCUUCAGGUUCUGCAACAAUGGUGCAAUGGAUGUGAAGGUGUCCUAAGAAGUAUAGAAGAACAGAUUAACAAAGCUAACACCUUCAAAGAAAAACAGAAUCAGCAGAGGAUAUCACUGGAAGAUGAGGUGAUCAACAUUAAAAAGACAAUAAAAACCAGCCAACAGCAGGACCUGGAUGAGGCCAUGGUCACAGACAGCAGAAGUGACAUUUCCAUUGACAAGGGGGUCAAGAAAGCUGUCAAAACUAAAGGGUGAGCAGACGUGUUCAUCAUCAAGUUUUCUUAGGACUAGGUCAUUGUUGAGGGGAAGUAACCCAGGAAAGUUAUGGAAGUGAUCAGCUGAGAUAUUGUUUUAGUGUAUGUGGCUGCGAACCUGAUCUUGUAAAUAUUUAUUCAGAUAUUGAAAACGUUUGCAAUUUUUGACUUGACUCUGUUUCAAAAGUAAAAAAAAAGUGUUUGAUUAUACUAAGCUACCCAAUCCAUUGGAUGUAUGCUACAAAUGUGUCCACAUCCCAAAGUUCACUGGAUACAACACAUUUUUUAAUAAACAACUGUUUUAAUAUUCUA
This is a messenger RNA of Physella acuta, 1110 nucleotides long. RefSeq names its product COP9 signalosome complex subunit 7a. Gene Ontology annotation, cellular component: COP9 signalosome. The record is from RefSeq and is a predicted model, not a curated record. Gene Ontology annotation, biological process: COP9 signalosome assembly. Lineage: Eukaryota; Metazoa; Mollusca; Gastropoda; Physidae.